Molecule: messenger RNA, 3840 nt
Organism: Carassius gibelio (silver crucian carp)
Lineage: Eukaryota; Metazoa; Chordata; Actinopteri; Cypriniformes; Cyprinidae
Gene: cfap300
Product: cilia and flagella associated protein 300
Exons: 7
Coding region: 1709-2500 (263 amino acids)
Source: RefSeq, a predicted model, not a curated record
AAAUGUGACACUUCUCUCUGUUGAGGUGGGAAUCAGCGGGACCCAGAGCAGCAUACGUAAAUGCAUUCCUUCCAGAAACACAUGAAAAUCCUGGACAUGGAAGAAUGAAAUGCUGUGAACCUAGAGGAUGGCACUAGUAAUGACAAAGUAAUGGGUUUAAUUCUAGUCGAUUUAUUUAAGCCUGAUUCAAACUAUAUACUGAUUUCACUAUAAGUUUCUUUGAAUAAUAGAAUGCAAAAUGCAUUAAUGUAUAAAUGUCCUUUUCAUUGUACUCUUGGCAUGAAGAAAUUCUUGAUCAUGGUCAAAAGGUUUCAUGGUAUUGUCAUUCAUUAUACCCUUAAGGAACCCAUCUUACGACCCAUGCACACCAAGAAAGAUACAGUGCCGUGAAAAGUUUUUUGCUCCCUUCUUGUUUCUUAAUAUUUAUUUUUUUGCAUAUUUAAAAGACUCAAAAAAUCUAACAAAUUAUAAUAUUACACAAAGAUAAUGCAAGUAAAUACAAAAUGCAGUUUUUAAAUGAUGAUUUAAUUUAAGGGAAAAAAACCUUCCAAACCUGCCUGGCCCUAAGUGAAAAAUGAAUUGCUCCCUCUUGCUAAAUCAUGAAAGAUGUGUUUAGAAAGCUGAGUUAAAUUUCAAUAGCCAAACCCAGGCCUGAUUACUGCCAGACCAGCUGAAUCAAGAAAUCACUUAAAUAGAUAUUGUCUGACAAAGUGAAAUAUGCUUAAAGAGCAACCUAUCACGCCACCAUCUAAAGAAAUUCAAGAACAAAUGAGAAACAAAUUUGACAUGUUUUAGUCUGGCAAGGGUUAUAAAGCCAAUUCUAAGGCUUUGGGACUCCAGUGAACCAUUUUAGAGCCAUUAUCCACAAAUGAAGAAAACUUUAGAACAGUGGUGAACCUUCCUAGCAGUGGCAACAACAACUCAUCCGGGAGGUCAUAAAAGAACUCGGAACAACAUCUAAAGAACUGAAGGCCUCACUUGCCUCUAUGAAAAUCAGUGUUCAUUCAACAAAGACAAGAAGAACAAGACUGGGCAAAAACAGCAUCCAUGGAACAGUUAAGCCACUGCUGACCAAAAAGAACACAAAGGCUCAUCUCACAUUUGCAAAAAAAAAAUUACUUGAUUAUCCCUAAGAAAAAUGAGACAAAACUUUUACUUUUUGGAAGGUGUGUGCCCCAUUUCUUCUGGCGUAAAACCAACACACAUUUCAUUAAUAAAAGAACAUCAUACCAACAGUCAAACAUGGUGGUGGUAAUGUGAUGGUCUGGGGCUGCUUUGCAGCUUCAUUUACAUUUAUUCAUUUAGCUCAGCUGACGCUUUUAUCCAAAGCAACUUACAAUCGCUAUAUAUGUCAGAGGUCGGCACGCAUCUGGAGCAACUAGGGUUAAGUGUCUUGCUAAGGGACACAUUGGUGUUUUACAGACAAAUAUGCAAAAAGAAAAAAAAGAUUUAAGAAAGCAGGAAGGGGACAAAUACAUUUUCACGGCACUAUAACAAAAAUGCUUGUCUGCAUUUUUAAAUGGACUCUUACUGGGUGUCAAUGUUCAUUAGCUGGAAAAAGUCAUUCUGAAAUUGAUUCCAUCAUCAUCAUUAUCCAUUAUCUUCAGUUAUCGUCCUAGGAGCGAGCAGGCCUUCUGCUCCCGCGUCAUUUUGCACCGUGAGCGCGACUGUCGUCAGUCGUCAUGGUAACCGGCGGACAACAGGAAACAUGGCGGAAGAGAAACUUUCAUUUGAGCAAACGUUCUCUUUCAAUUUGCUUUCUACAAAAAAAUUCACGUUACAGCAAGAUCCUAAGAUAUCACGACUCCUGAUGAAAUGGUCCAUGCUAGGUCGAAUUAACAUCCAGGCCUUCAACUUUGACCAAUCUUUCCAGUCUUAUAAAAGCAAUGACUUUGCUUGGAGUUUCUUUCAAGAUCCAUGUGUGAAGAACAAUUUAAAGGUACUUGAUACUGCUGGAUCAUGGACACCACUGGGUAGAGACAUCACACAUGUAAAUGUUGAAGUUGUUCCAUGCACAAAGGUGUCAGUAGAUAUAUUCAAUCCAAUUUACUCAAAUGGAAUAGUGCGUACAUCUGGCCACAUUGUCAGAUGUUAUCAUGAAAUAUACCCAGACUUUGAUGAGUUAAGGAUGCUUUUGCUUGAAGAAGAUUCUAACAACUAUCAUAUAAUCAGUCCAAGUGAUCGUCAGGAGUUUUUAUUUAGACUGUUCAAGCAUUUGGUCUUAGGUGGUGAACUUUGCCAAUGUGAGGAUGUCAUCGAUCCCUAUAUUGAGACAGCAAAAAUUAUGUACAAAGACUUGGUCAGUGUUCAAAAGGAUCGAGAAACAAAAGAGAUCACUGUGGUCACAACAAUCUUGAAAGUUUCUGCUCAUGAUCACAGUGGAUUGUGCUACCCAUCUGCAACAGAAAAUGAGCAGACAUUUGCUUACCUCUGUAUUGAUCCAUUCAAAAGGCAUGUGUACGUCCUAUACCAUUCAUUUGGUAUAGGGGACUUUAAAUGAAGGGCCCUAGAUCUCAUAAAAACACUGAGACAUUAUUAUACACUACAACCACAAUCUUUAAUUUAUGUUAAUCAAGUGAUGGGAGAACGUUAAUUAAAUGAACAGUUAAACCUAGAAUGAAAACCUUCCAAGAAUAUAAUGUAGCAAUUCUGUAAAUACAUUUUGAAUGUAGCUUCAUGCUUGAAACAUGGUAUUUAAUAAAUUUCAAGUGAUAAUUUUAAGUGUAUGUAAUUUCUGCUGAGAAACCGGAACACAUCAACGCACUCCACUCGGGCCACACCCAUAAUCUGAAUGGGAGUGUCAAUCAUGCCCCGAACCUGAGUCAGCAGGUUGUGUCUGAGGGGAACCUCCCAAGGAGGGCCGGCUAACAGAUUAACUUAUUCAGAGAACCACGUCUGAGUGGGCCAGAACGGGGCCAUACCAAACCAAUACCAAAGGUGACGGAGGAGACAGGGAAAACCAGAGUGGGCAAUGCAUAGUCAUACUUGAAGCAAACAAGUUCACUUCUACUCGGCUGGACCACUGCCAAAUGAGACUCACCACCUGAGGGUGCAAUCUUCAUUCUCCAUUCUCCAGCCUCCAAACUCUGUCUCAAGAACAAGUCCGCUCCUGAGUUCAGGUGACCUGGGAUAUGGACUGCUCUGACUGACAGGAACUUGGUCUGCACCCAAAGAAUAACACAUCUCACCAACCUACACAGGGGAUGAGAGCGUGAGCCUCCCUUACGAAUUAGGUAUAAGAUCACAGCAGUGUUGCCAUCCUGAUCUAAAUGUGACAUCCACUCAAUUGGGUUGGGAUGAGUAGGGCGGGCCGAGAGCCGCGGGAAUGGAGCGAGGCCGGUGGUGUGAUUGGAAAUGAGCAUCACCUGCUCGACCCACUGGUCUCAGAGUCCCACAGAGGAGAUCUGAUGGAUACAAAAGAGGAGUGACGACUGUGAAGGACAAGAGAGGACCAUUUUAUUUUGUGUUUGGUUUUUAUUUGCGUGCGACAGUUGUCCACGAGGGGCUGUCGCACUGUUGUGUGUUUAUUUUGUAAUUAAAGUUCAUUUUGAUUGUCCGCCAGUUCCCGCCUCCUUCUUCCCGAGAUUAUGAAGUUUGUAAACCGUUACAUAGGGUAAGAACUGUUUAAGUGCCAGAACAAUGCCAGUGUCUAAAAAAAUGGCUUUUUUGAUUGAGCUAAUGCCAGCGACGUUAAGGUGACUCAAACCUCAGACACCCUGGAGCCACAAUGGUGCCAGAGAUGUGUCCAUUCACCAUUCAGGCCAGUUCAAAGGAAGAAUACAGUAUUGCCAAGCUUUAUUCCAAAAGCAGGCCUGAGGAACCUGCCUGUGUCUCUUGACA